Molecule: messenger RNA, 2080 nt
Organism: Anoplopoma fimbria (sablefish)
Lineage: Eukaryota; Metazoa; Chordata; Actinopteri; Perciformes; Anoplopomatidae
Gene: mapk12a
Product: mitogen-activated protein kinase 12a
Exons: 12
Coding region: 237-1322 (361 amino acids)
Biological process (GO): protein phosphorylation; intracellular signal transduction
Cellular component (GO): nucleus; cytoplasm
Molecular function (GO): ATP binding; MAP kinase activity
Source: RefSeq, a predicted model, not a curated record
UCCCUUUCACCUUUAAUUGUAGGCCCUUCCGUGGGACUCGGGAGUGGCUCUGGGUGACCUCAGGGUGCGCCCUGAGCGGCUGACACGCAGAGCUGCGCACUGAGCGAGGACGAGCGCAUAGGUGGGAUCUGGAACAAUGGCUGUGUAGCGACGAGAGAGACGAAACAACAACGCAAAGAGAUCCUUUUACUAUACGGGGGGGUUUAUUUUAUUUUAUUUGAGUUUUAAUAAAUAGGAUGUCCAAGCGAGUCAGACCGGGCUAUUACCGCCAAGACGUCAACAAAACCUCAUGGGAAGUACCGGAGCGGUACCGGGAGUUGAAGCAGGUGGGGACCGGGGCGUACGGGACGGUAUGCUCAGCAGUGGACUCCAGGACAGGAACCAAAGUGGCAAUCAAGAAGCUGUACAGACCCUUCCAGUCGGAGCUCUUCGCCAAGCGGGCCUACAGGGAGCUGAGGCUUCUCAAACACAUGAAACAUGAAAAUGUGAUUGGCCUAUUCGAUGUGUUCACUGCUGACCUCUCUCUGGACAGAUUCCACGAUUUUUAUCUGGUGAUGCCGUUCAUGGGGACAGAUCUGGGGAAGCUGAUGAAGCUGCAGAGGCUGUCCGAAGAGAAAAUUCAGUAUUUGGUUUAUCAGAUGCUCAAAGGGCUCAAGUAUAUUCAUUCUGCUGGAAUAAUUCACAGGGACCUGAAACCAGGAAAUCUCGCCAUCAACCAAGAUUGUGAGCUCAAGAUCUUGGACUUUGGUUUGGCUCGGCAGGCAGACACCGAGAUGACGGGGUACGUGGUGACUCGCUGGUACAGAGCCCCAGAGGUCAUCCUGAGCUGGAUGCACUACACGCAGACUGUGGAUAUUUGGUCUGUGGGCUGCAUCAUGGCGGAGAUGCUGCAAGGGAAACCUCUUUUUAAAGGCAGCGACCACCUAAAUCAGCUGACUGAGAUCAUGAAGCUCACAGGAACACCGACUCAGGAAUUUGUAUCAAAACUAGAAUCUGACGAUGCCAAAGGCUACAUCAAAAGCCUUCCAAAAGUGGAGAAGAAAGACCUUCAGAAUGUGUUUUAUACAACUAAUCCACAAGCCGUGUCCGUGCUGGAGCGCAUGUUAUUGCUGGAUCCAGAGAGCAGGUUAACCGCUGCAGAGGCUCUCUUGCUGCCUUACUUCACUGAGUUCAGAGAACCAGAGGAGGAGACGACAGCACAGCAGUACGACCACUCAUUAGACAACACAGACCAGUCCCUGGAUCAGUGGAAACGUCACACCUUCACAGAGAUCUUGACCUUCAAACCAGUUGUGCCAGAAUCCAAGGAAACAUCACUGUGAGACACACAGUGUCGGCGGUGCAGCGUCGGACCAGAUUAAACUAUCAUGUCUUUUUAAAAAUCUUGAUCUCAAACUGGAGAACUCUUUGAUCACAAGGAUUUAGAAUGCCUGUGGAUCCAAUUGACAAUUGUCUUCUAAGUGCAAGCUGUCAUGUCUUGGAUUUGUCAUUCAACAUCAUGUUGGUCAGUAGCUUUCUUCCUGACUUUAGCAUCAGACCUCUCCAUCAUGUCCUACAGUUCUCAUGAUGAUAGUUCAGUUGCUGUAAGUCAGAUGUUAUUAUUCUUUCAUGAGUAACUAUAUUAUCAAGGAAUUAUGGGGGGCAUUACUUGAAUAACUUAGUUCAAUUUCACUUCAGUGGUACAUAUAUGUUGUAUGAGUAUUUUUUUUUUUUUUAAUCAAAUACAUCACUAACUAUAUUUUUUGUAAUAUGUUGUUUUGUGAAGUAGCUUCCCCUUAAGUGACUACAUGUCCUUAAAAGACAUUUAAUUGGUAUUAUUGUGUGCGUGUGUCUGUGUGUGUGUGUAGUCUACAUGUCUGCUCUGACCUCGUUGUUCCUCCCAGUGGCCUUAAGAUAACGACCAAACAAAAACCCUGCCCAGCUCACAAGUUGCAGACAUUCACAUUUUUUAUUUCACAGCCAAAACAGAUUUACGCCAGAUUAUGUUGUUUUUUGAAACACAGAAAGUAGGUCAAAACACAUUGUCUAUGUUGAUUUGGGAAUUUUUGUAAACCCCACUCGUGCAUUUUAUCAUUAAACA